Molecule: messenger RNA, 864 nt
Organism: Rotaria sordida
Lineage: Eukaryota; Metazoa; Rotifera; Eurotatoria; Philodinida; Philodinidae
Source: the annotation of a GenBank genome assembly
AUGAGCAAAUCAAACUAUCACUCCCAAAAUUUAUUUACUAAUGAAAUAACAACAACCAAAACGAACGAACAUAUCACACGGAAGUCGAUUACUAUUCGUGGUGAAAAUCUUACUAUACAAGAUUUCAUAAAAGUUGCUCGUCAUCAUCAUCCAGUGGAAUUAUCUCACGACGAUGUUGUAUGCAAUCGAAUGGCACAAUCAGUUAAUAUUAUUGACAAUGUCGUAAAAGCCUCUUUACCGCUCUACGGUGUUACAACACUCUUCGGAGGUCUCGCCAAUCGUGUAGUAUCAAGUGAAUUUGCUGUUGAACUACAAAAUAAUUUAGUUCGUGCCCACAAAGCUGGUGCUGGCUCGAUUAUGCCACUAGAAUCGAUUCGCGGAGCUAUGCUUUUGCGAGCCAAUGCUCAUUUAAUUGGUGCCUCAGGUAUCCGUCGACAGUGGGACGAGCGACUUGUUCUUUUCUUGCGCAAAGACGUCACACCUCUCGUACCUGAAUUCGGAUCUAUAGGAGCAUCGGGUGAUCUCAUACCUAUGUCGUAUAUCGCUGCAGCCAUAUCUGGUGUAGAUGAAACUGUACAAGUAGAUUUUCAAGGUGAAAAGAUCAGUGCACCUGAAGCAUUGGCACGACUCGAACUCAAACCUGAAUUAUAUAAUGCAAAAGAAGGCCUGGCCAUGUUAAACGGAACUAGCGUGAUGACGGCUUCAGCGGCACAUGCUUGCUAUGAUUUUUACAUACUGAUGGCUGUUACACUUCACGUUCACGCGAUGGCUUUGCAAGCACUUACUGCCAGUAACCAGCCGUUUCAUCCAUUUCUUCAUAAGAUUAAAGGUCAUUAUGGACAGGUAUGUGAAAAUCAUUAUUAG